UCUGGAUUUACCAUCCGCGGUCAUAACCUUUUGCUUCUAUCCCGCACAUAGGACCCUGUCUUGAGCCGCUUCAUUGACCUUCCUUUACCCCUCUCGACCCCUCUUCCGUAGUCAUACAUAUCGCCAACCGACUCCUGCCCUUCCUACUGCUCAUAUCCUUCGUUACACAACGAUAGCCGAAGCUUCUGUCUCGCCUUAAGGCGGUCCAGGGGAAAGAGAACAGGUGGAAGACACUUGUUCGCACGCAAUGGGGGACGACCUCCCGGAAUCGUCGCGACCCCGGGCGGUUCCUUCGUCCUCAAGGGACUCCGGCCGCAGCUCGCCCGUCGCAGAGAGCUCCCAGCGCGCAACAUCGACCGCACGGCUGGGCUCCCCGGUACCUUCAUUCCCAGGAGGAUCGCCGGCGAUACGUCAGGUACCUACACCAGCGCAGCUUGGGACGAACGAGCCAUCACAGGCGCAGACACCGCUGGCUGGGCUUGGAGGUCCGCAGUCAUCGCUGCAAGGCCCUGGAGAAUCGGCAUUGUCUUCGGCGUUGCGCGAGUCUUUUGGCAGGAGCAGCCCUCCCCGAUUUGGGACACCACCCAUACGUCCUCUGUCCCCCUCGGUGGCACCAUCGUCUGUUCGGGGCCCACCAAGCAACUAUGGUUCCUUCGAUGGCCGCGGUCGAUCCCCCGCCCCCUACGAAGACCCUGAGAUUAUCCGUCGACAUCUGGCAGGCCCCCAGAAACCCUCCUCCUCCACGAACCUCUCCGGGCAGUAUGGCUCACCGAACAGAAUGCACGGUGCAGCUGGUGGAGAGGAAGAGUCACGGGGUGGGCCGGGGUCAUCCGACUCUGACGAAGAGUUCUCGAGUCUGCGGCUGCAAGGCGGAGAUAUCACCCGCCAAAUCUAUCGCUGGACAGAGCAGCAAGAAGCAGAGGAGCGCCAGAAAGCGAAGCGGAGCCGAAGUUUCCAUUCAUCUCGACCAAAACCCGAAGAUCAUACGCUGAAUAUCGAAUCCAUAAAGCAGCCGGGAGGCUUCCGACGAAACUUUCUGCGCCGGGCUGCUGGAAGUCCAUCUCCUUCCCCUGGCCCAUCCAACUAUGGAACUCUUGGUGCAAGUUCUUCCAGGCAACCCCCUCCGGUCUUCACCAGCAAUUUCCUCGAAUUCCUAAGUCUCUAUGGCCACUUUGCCGGUGAAUCACUCGAAGAAGACGAUGAGGUGUUGGAACCAGAUGAAUACUUCUCAUCGGAAGCGUAUGACUCUGGAGAACAUACCGAAGAAGAGGGUCGCGAGUAUGGUGAAUCUAGUGCCUUGCUGACACCGGGCAAGAAACGUAGGCGGCGAAAGGACUUAAAGCAUGGCAAGGGCAGCCCUACUGGUGCCGCUCUACUGCUACUAAAGUCGUUCGUUGGUACCGGUGUGCUGUUCCUCCCUCGGGCCUUUCUUAAUGGCGGCAUGCUCUUUUCGAACCUCGUCCUCCUUGGCGUCGCCGGGUUGUCCUAUUAUUGCUUCGUUCUCCUCGUAACCACUCGUCUCAAAGUUGAACAUUCGUUUGGCGACAUGGGCUUCCAUCUCUACGGGAACUGGAUGCGCAAUCUGAUCAACUUUUCCCUCGUCAUCUCCCAAAUAGGAUUCUCCUCAGCAUACAUUGUCUUCGUAUCGGAAAACCUGCAAGCAUUCAUUCAGGCCGUGUCGGACUGUAGAACGCACAUUGACAUAAAGUACAUGAUCCUGAUGCAGAUGAUUAUUUUCCUCCCGCUUUCACUAUACCGUAAUAUCAACAAUAUUCAGAAACUCGCCCUUGUCGCCGACGUAUUCAUCCUUCUUGGGCUUGUCUAUCUGUAUUACUACGACAUUCUCACCAUCGUCGGCCAGGGUGGUGUCGCAGACAUCGUCAGAUUCAACUAUAGCGACUGGACGUUGUUCAUCGGCACCGCCAUAUUCACAUUUGAAGGCAUCGGCCUAAUCAUCCCGAUCCAAACCGGAAUGCAAAACCCGAAGAAAUUCCCCGGCGUGCUAGCAGGUGUGAUGGUCAUCAUCACGGUCGUCUUCAUCAGCAUGGGAGCGCUCUCCUACGCUGCCUACGGCUCUAAGACCAAAACCGUCGUCAUCUUAAACAUGCCGCAAGACAACAAGUUCGUCAACGGCGUGCAGUUCAUCUACUCCCUUGCGAUCUUGCUCUCCACACCUCUGCAAAUAUACCCCGCGAUCGAAAUCACUAGUCAGCAGCUGUUCAGCAGGACAGGGAAGUACAAUCCAUAUAUCAAGUGGAAGAAGAACUUCUUCCGCUUUUUUAUGGUCAUGGUUUGUGCCAUGUUGGCGUGGGUUGGCGCGAACGAUCUGGAUAAAUUUGUCAGUCUGGUCGGCAGCUUUGCUUGUAUACCGCUCGUGUAUAUAUAUCCCCCAAUGUUACACUAUAAAGCCAUCGCUCGCAGCUCCGUUUCACGCGCCUCCGAUGUACUACUCUGCAUCCUCGGGUUUGUCGGCAUGGCAUAUACAACUGUGCUUACUGUAUCCAGCUGGGUUAGUGGCCCUGCUGCCAAAGCCCCUGGGUAUUGUGAUAGUAGGUGAAUUAGAUGACUGCGAUAUUACUCUGUCUAGAUACAUCGCUGCCAUUUUGAGUAUUUUCCUUGAUGGUUUAUAUGCAUUUGAGCAAAGUGCUUGUUACAUAGCAUGGGUAGGUUGCAUGGACUUUGGUAAUUGAUUCUCUUAGAGCUGCUUCUCCGUGCGUGUAUGAAUUGUACUAUACCUCGGUAUGGUCGGUUGGGAAGAAUGUGUGAAGCAUUUCGAUGAGGGUGGCUCUUGUGAGGAACGAAGGUUAGCGUAGAUCUGUUGGGCAAGUAGAAUGGAAAGUAGAAGGGCUCACACCCGAUUGAAAAGAAUAUGAUCAAGGACAUAAACUGUCCAGGCUAUUUCUCCUCAGCCUGCCCUUUAUCUAGUAAAAAUUUUAUGCAUUAGGCUGAACAUGUAGUGGGGGGAAGUGGAGAAGGGGCCGAAAGAGGGGCUACAGUGGUAAAAUGAUUGAGA
This is a messenger RNA of Lindgomyces ingoldianus, 3013 nucleotides long. RefSeq names its product amino acid transporter-like protein. The record is from RefSeq and is a predicted model, not a curated record. The transcript has 2 exons. Lineage: Eukaryota; Fungi; Ascomycota; Dothideomycetes; Pleosporales; Lindgomycetaceae. Gene Ontology annotation, molecular function: amino acid transmembrane transporter activity. The coding region runs from base 248 to 2557 and encodes 769 amino acids. Gene Ontology annotation, biological process: amino acid transmembrane transport.